Trichechus manatus latirostris (Florida manatee) is the source of this 2771-nucleotide messenger RNA. RefSeq names its product 5-methyltetrahydrofolate-homocysteine methyltransferase reductase (gene MTRR). The transcript has 14 exons. Gene Ontology annotation, biological process: homocysteine metabolic process. The record is from RefSeq and is a predicted model, not a curated record. Gene Ontology annotation, molecular function: flavin adenine dinucleotide binding; FMN binding; [methionine synthase] reductase (NADPH) activity. Lineage: Eukaryota; Metazoa; Chordata; Mammalia; Sirenia; Trichechidae. Gene Ontology annotation, cellular component: cytosol. The coding region runs from base 108 to 2219 and encodes 703 amino acids.
CAGGGCCCCUUUGUUAAAGCUUAUGAGGGACUUAAUCCCUGCAGGCUGUUGCUGCUUCCCUAAAAAGGGACUCCCUUUUCCCACAGUGCAGCUGUCCCAGUGAUAGUAUGUGUCUUGCAGGGAUGAGGAGGUUUCUGUUACUGUACGCGACACAGCAAGGUCAGGCAAAAGCCAUAGCAGAAGAAAUCUGCGAGCAGGCGGCCACACAUGGGUUUUCUGCAGACCUGCACUGCAUCAGUGAGUCGGACAAGUAUAAUCUGAAAACCGAAACAGCCCCUCUGGUUGUUGUUGUUUCUACCACGGGCACCGGGGACCCGCCGGACACGGCCCGCAGGUUUGUUAAGGAAAUACACGACAAGACGCUGCCGGCUGGUUUCUUCGCCCACCUGCGGUAUGGACUGCUGGGUCUGGGUGACUCAGAAUAUACCUACUUCUGUAAUGGGGGAAAAAUAAUUGAUCGACGACUUCAGGAACUUGGCGCCCGACAUUUCUAUGACACGGGACAUGCAGACGACUGUGUAGGUUUGGAGCUUGUGGUUGAGCCGUGGAUUGAUGGACUCUGGGCCGCCCUCACAAAGCACUUCACAUCGAGGCGAGGGAAGGAAGACGUGGGUGGAGCCCCCAUAGUGGCAGCCAACGCCUCAUUGAGGACAGACCCUGUGAAGCCAGCAGUUUCACACAUUGAAUCACAAAUCGAGCUUCUGCGAUUAGACGAUUCGGGAGGGAGGGAUUCUCAGGCUUCGGGACAAGACACAGUGAACGGUGGUCAGACAGGUGCCCUGAUCGAAGACUUUGAGCCCUCACUCAUCUGCUCAGGACCCCCACUCUCACGGGCCUCCCUCAGUAUCCCCGCUCUGCCCCCCGAGUACUUGAAGGUGCGUCUGCAGGAGCCGCUUGCCCAGGAGGAAAGCCGACCGUCUGUGACUUCAGUGGAUUCAGUCUUUCAAGUUCCAAUCUCAAAGGCAGUUCAGCUUACUACCAACGAUGCCGUAAAAACCACUCUGCUGCUGGAACUGGACAUUUCGAAAACAGACUUCUCCUGCCAGCCUGGAGAUGCCUUCCACGUGGUCUGUCCGAACAGCGAGGAGGAGGUCCAGAGCCUGCUCCAGAGGCUGCAGCUCACACACCAGAGAGAACACCGCAUCCUCCUGGAGAUUAAGGAGAACACACGGAAGAAGGGAGCAGCGUUGCCUCCGCACAUCCCUGAGAGCUGCUCUCUGCAGUCCAUCCUCACCUGGUGCCUGGAAAUACGAGCAGUCCCGAAAAAGGCCUUCCUGCGUGCCCUCGCGGACCACACCAGUGACGUCGCUGAGAGGCGGAGGCUGCAGGAGCUCUGCAGUAAGCAAGGAGCUGCCGACUAUACACGCUUCGUGAGAGACGCGCGCGUGGGCCUGGGGGACCUCCUGCACGCCUUCCCUACGUGCCGGCCGCCGCUGAGCCUGCUGCUCGAACAUCUUCCUAAGCUCCAACCCAGGCCAUAUUCAUGCGCAAGCUCAAGUCUCUUCCACCCAGGGAAGCUUCGUUUUGUUUUCAAUGUUGUGGAGUUUCUGUCCUACACCCCAGCGGCGGUCUUGCGGAACGGACUGUGUACGGGCUGGCUGGCCGCGCAGGCCACCUCGCUUCUUCAGCCAGGUGUACACCUGUCACCUGCAGACGACAGGACAGCCCUGGCUCCUCAGAUCUUCAUCUCUCCUCGAGCCACAAACUCCUUCCAUCUACCAGACGACCCCGCGGUCCCCGUCAUCAUGGUGGGCCCGGGCACUGGUGUUGCCCCCUUCAUCAGCUUCCUGCAGCACAGAGAGAAACUUCAGGAGCAACAUCCAGAUCGAAACUUUGGGGCAAUGUGGUUGUUCUUUGGCUGCAGGCAUAAGGACCGAGAUUAUUUAUUCAGAGAUGAGCUCAGGCAUUUCCUUAAACACGGGGUCCUGACUCACCUGAAGGUGUCGUUCUCACGAGAUGUCCCAGUGGGCGAAGAGGCAGCCCCAGCCAAGUACGUGCAGGACAACUUGCAGCUUCACUCCAAGCAGGUGGCCAGGAUCCUUCUCCAGGAGAACGGUUCUGUUUAUGUGUGUGGAGAUGCUAAGAAUAUGGCCAAGGAUGUAAACGAUACUCUUGUGGAAAUAAUAAGCAAAGAGGCUGGAGUUGAAAAACUAGAAGCAAUGAAAACAUUGGCUACUUUAAAAGAAGAAAAACGGUAUCUUCAGGACGUUUGGUCAUAAAAUCCAGAAAGUGAGGGAAGAGGAUUCAGCUUUUGUGGCUAAAAAUACUAAAAGCCAGUAUUGUUGAAGAUCUGCUGUCUGCUCCCUCCCUGUGCCUAUGACCCUCUGCAAAGGCCCCUCCUGCCUACAGGCCCCCUGCUGAGAGGCGGCCCUCCCCACACCUCAGCAGCCCCCCAGGCCUCAUGCCCUGGAGCACUUGGCAGAGACGUGGCCAGCUCAGGGGGUGCUCAGUCUGGAUCUGUACACACAGGUGGUCUGCUCUGGCAGUGGCCUGGGGUCCCGGCUGUAUGAUCGACUCCCAUGAACUGACACUGCCAAAGCUUUUCAAUAAUGUAGACAGUUUAUCAUCUUGGUGUGACACAUACCCAUAAAGAGUAUUCACAUCAUGGAUUUAAACUAUACACGUGUAACAUGUCCGUUAUGAGUUAAUGUAAUUUUAUCAAAUGGUUAUUUAUUACCAAAACUCUAUUUCUGAUGAAAAAUAUUUUAAGGUAAUGCUUACAGGAUUUUUUUUAAAUGAUGCUAGAAAUAUGAAAUAUAUUUUGAAAUUCC